AGCAGAAGGACAAAACUCCGUACCCGAACAACAACAACGCUCAGUUCCCGCUGCUACAUUGUAGCUUCGAUAUGACAUUGGUAAUAAUCAGACCCGCUCUCCUCCGCGGUUUUAUGCGGACACAGAGGACCAUAAGCGGGUACCGGACACAUAAACCGCUGUGUUCAGACAGAAGUUAUGCCCCCGGAGAAGACAAGUCACCCAAAAUAUACACCAAAACUGGAGAUAAAGGUUUCUCCAGCACCUUCACAGGAGAAAGGAGGCCAAAGGAAGAUCACAUUUUCGUGGCUUUGGGAAAUACAGAUGAGCUGUCAUCAGCUAUAGGAUUGGCCCGAGAAUUUUGCCUUGACAAAGGUCACACGUUCACACACCAGCUGGACAAGAUCCAGUGCAUUUUACAAGAUGUGGGCUCCAAUAUUGCCACUCCUCGAUCCUCUGCAAGAGAAAGCCACAGAAAGAGAACAAAAUUCAGCCCUCAGCCAAUCACUGAGCUGGAAAUGUGGAUUGACCAUUUUACAGAGGAACUCCCACCGCUGACCAACUUCAUUUUACCUUCUGGUGGGAAGAGCAGCGCGGCUUUGCACUUGGCUCGGACAGUUUGCCGGAGAGCAGAGCGCAGUGUUGCUCCAAUUGUGCGAUCAGGGGAGACAGAUCCAGAUGUUGCCAAGUUCCUCAACAGACUGAGCGACUACCUGUUCACAGUAGCCAGAUACGCAGCCAUGAAAGAAGGCAAGGAGGAAAAGAUCUACACAAGACCUGAAUGAAAACACCUUUAAAUCAAAGUCGUCAUUUGUUCCUGCAACGAUGGACGCAGAAACUCCAGUUGUGUUGUAGACAUUUUUACAGAGAAGAGUGUUUUUAGCUCAGACAAAAAUAAAUCAGCUGAGCAGUA
Fundulus heteroclitus (mummichog) is the source of this 892-nucleotide messenger RNA. RefSeq names its product metabolism of cobalamin associated B (gene mmab). Lineage: Eukaryota; Metazoa; Chordata; Actinopteri; Cyprinodontiformes; Fundulidae. The coding region runs from base 72 to 764 and encodes 230 amino acids. The transcript has 9 exons. Gene Ontology annotation, molecular function: corrinoid adenosyltransferase activity. The record is from RefSeq and is a predicted model, not a curated record.